AAAAUACUCGGUGGUGUCAGCCAUGCCCAGCAAGUUAAGGAAGGCCAUCUACGCCGUGAAAGAUCAAACCAGCAUCAGCCUUGCCAAAGUCUCCGCCUCCGGCAGCGGCCCCAAUGCUACCUCCUUGGAAGUCACCAUCCUCAAAGCCACCACUCACGACGACGUCCCUCUCGACCACCGUUACCUGGCGGAAAUCCUCCUCUUCAUCUCCUCCAACAAAUCCCACGCCGCCGUCUGUGUUCAUUCCAUCGCCAAACGCAUUACCAGAACCCGUAAUUGGAUCGUGGCCCUCAAAUCUCUCAACCUCGUCUUCCGUAUCUUCCAAGAAGGCGACCCGAUUUUCCCCCGCGAAGUUCUCCUCGCCAUGAAACGCGGCGCUAAAAUCCUUAACCUCUCCAAUUUCCGCGACGAUUCAAAUUCCAAUCCGUGGGAUUACACCGCUUUUGUUCGAACCUUUGCUCUGUAUCUCGACGAACGCCUCGAUUGCUUUCUUAACGGGAAGCUUCAAAAGCGAUACACUCAAGGGAAGACUAGCCGACGGAUGAACGAGCCGAUUCGGGAUAUGAAGCCGACGAUGUUAAUUGAUCGGAUUUCUUACUGGCAGAAAUUACUGGACAGAGCAAUCGCCACUAGACCCACCGGAUCGGCGAAGAGGAAUCGAUUGAUUCAACAUUCGCUUCACGCCGUCGUUCAAGAGAGCUUCGAUUUAUACAGAGAUAUCUCCGAUGGGCUUGCGCUUCUCUUGGAUAGCUUCUUCCAUUUGCAGUACCAAUCCUGUGUUAAUGCGUUUCAUGCGUGCGUGAAAGCCGCGAAGCAAUUUGAGGAAUUGGGUUCUUUUUAUGAUGUGUGUAAAAGUAUUGGGGUUGGAAGAACCUCGGAAUAUCCGAGUGUUCAACAGCCUUCCGAUGAGUUAGUCGCGACAUUGCAGGAGUUUUUGAAAGAUCAUGCUUCCUUCCCCUGCCAUGGAAAUCGAUCGCCGGCGGCGGCGGCGGCUCCGACGCUGAUGCCGACGCCGACGAAGGUUUUUCUCUCUGGACCAACGGUGAAGUUCACCGACGAACAAUCGGAAUCGUCGGAUAAGAAUUCGGAGAGGGGGUCUGAUUUUAACUCGUUUGGGGAUAUUAAUUCCGUCGAGUAUGACGGCGAGUGCUUCUCCGAUUAUCAGCAAUCCCAGUUGGGAGAUUUCAGUAAUGAAUCGAUUCUGUCUCCGACUUUUGCGUUCUUUGAAGAAAACCAAAAGGGUUUUCAAGCGGAAGAACACCUAUUUAGACUUGGGGAUUGGGAGCUCGUUCUGGCGGAAUCCGCUACCGCGCCGCAAAAUUGGCCGGAUUUCUACUCGCCGUUCGUGGGCGACAACAUGUUUGUGAAGCCCUUUGCGCCGCAGCAGCAGCAUCACAACAACAACCCAUUUCUUCAAGAUUCAAGCGAUUUAUUCACAGUUGCACCAACAUUCAAAGCAGAGACGGAAAUGACUCAAACAUUUGGCGGUCAUAAUUUGAAUGAAGCAACCACGAUGGCCCCAACAUUCAGAGCAGAAACAGCAACAUUUCUGAUUGGAGUUGAUAUGGGCAUUGAAAACGAUCCAUUUGCAGUGCCGUGGGGAAGCGAAUUGAGUGGAAAUGAUCGGAGUUUUGAAGUGAUGAAUCAUGAUAGUUUGCUGCAGCAGCAGAAAUUGUGGAAGGAGCAUCAAAACAAGAUUAUAGCGAAGCAUUCGUUGUGAGUUUUGGAGAAGAAUU
Cucurbita maxima (winter squash) is the source of this 1736-nucleotide messenger RNA. RefSeq names its product clathrin coat assembly protein AP180-like. The coding region runs from base 23 to 1720 and encodes 565 amino acids. Lineage: Eukaryota; Viridiplantae; Streptophyta; Magnoliopsida; Cucurbitales; Cucurbitaceae. Gene Ontology annotation, molecular function: phosphatidylinositol-4,5-bisphosphate binding; SNARE binding; 1-phosphatidylinositol binding. Gene Ontology annotation, biological process: vesicle budding from membrane; clathrin-dependent endocytosis; clathrin coat assembly. The record is from RefSeq and is a predicted model, not a curated record. The transcript has a single exon. Gene Ontology annotation, cellular component: clathrin-coated vesicle; clathrin-coated pit.